This is a messenger RNA of Pisolithus orientalis, 717 nucleotides long. RefSeq lists its product as uncharacterized. Lineage: Eukaryota; Fungi; Basidiomycota; Agaricomycetes; Boletales; Pisolithaceae. Bases 1 to 717 code for a protein of 238 amino acids. The record is from RefSeq and is a predicted model, not a curated record. The transcript is spliced from 3 exons.
AUGGUCAUAGAUGAACCAGAAUUUCUACCAUUUGGCACAGCCACGAAUGCCACAGCUUUGGGCCAUCAGCUAGGAUUACCAUUGUCCUCCAUGCUGCCAAAUGCUGGCCCUUCCCUGCCAUCACUCAGCAUGCUUGCACCAUCUUGGGACUCACCACCACUUUCACCAGAGUCACAGCCAUCUGCUGCUGAUCAACAAUGGGAGGCAUGGCAAGCAAGUCAUUCCAUGCCAUCCUUGGCCACCAUUGUGCCUAGCUGGGAUUCACCAACAUCUUCCCUGGCAGUCUCACCCCCACCUAGAUCAUUGCUGGCAUCCACACAAAUUCCACAAACUGUGCCAUCUCCUGUGGUUCAUGCAUAUAUGGAUGAGUGGUUAGAUGGCACAGCAGCCUCCAAGCCACAGCCCAUCCCAGCUAUAUCAUGGCAACCAUCCCCCCAGCCUAUGGCCACCAAUGCUGCUGCUGUGACUUGGGUAUACAAGGACUUCAUGAUGAAGGGCCAAUUACAACAUCAGUGGAAAAAGCAUGGUGGCUUGUGGUUCUUCUUGCAGGACCAACUGAUGAGCACCUGCCCUGUCUUAACACCACUACUGAUGGGCCAAUUGUUGUGGCCCACAACCACUACAGCAAUAUAUUGGUGGAAUCAAGCAUCUGGUUUCACCUGUUGCUUGCAAGGAGAGCACAGCUGGAAAGGACUCAGCAAUAUAUACAAGAUUUGA